Strongylocentrotus purpuratus (purple sea urchin) is the source of this 468-nucleotide messenger RNA. RefSeq names its product integumentary mucin C.1-like. NCBI's taxonomy places the organism in Eukaryota, Metazoa, Echinodermata, Echinoidea, Camarodonta, Strongylocentrotidae. The record is from RefSeq and is a predicted model, not a curated record. The coding region runs from base 31 to 408 and encodes 125 amino acids. The transcript has 4 exons.
CUCUGUCGAAACGGCCGGUGUGAGGAGACUAUGGUGGGCUACAAAUGUCAUUGCUCAAGUGGGUUUCAAGGAAGACACUGCGAUGAACCGGUCACAGUGUCAACGACGGAAGCGACGACCAAGCCAACGACGAGCCAUACGACCACGAUGUCGGAACGCUCAGACACAACGACUUCCCAAAACACCACAAUAUCUAAGUCAACAGAACUAUCGACUACGGACGCGACGACGAAGCCAGGUACGAGCCCAACGGCCACGAUGUCAGACACAACGACAUCGCUAGAAACCUCCACCACCAAGUCAACAGAACCAUCAACUACGGUAGCGACUACCAAGCCAGAGACGAGCCCAACGACCACGAUGUCAGACAUAACGACAUCUCAAGAAACCACCACCACCAGUAAGUAGAAGUAACAAUGAAAUGACGUCAUGCAUUUGAUCAUUAUUCUAAGGUGUCUAGCCACUACC